CAAGGUUUUAAUCCGAUGUCAAAAUUGCAAAUGUCAUUUUGACGUAAAAUCAAAAUCGGACUUGUGAAAUUUGAAAUAGUUUUUUUUAAGAAAAGAAUUUAGAAGGUUUUUGUUAAACAUCGGAUUGCAUGAUGGACGCCAAAGAAGAUACAAUCGCUUCCAUCUUGUCUCAAAAGUCCAUUCCGUUUUUUUACAAAUGCAGAAAUGCUGAUUUAAUUCUGACAAGCUCUAAAGAUCUGGGAGAUGAUCUAAAGAUGAGAGAUGUUUACAAUUUGGCCAACCUCUGCCUGGAAAAUCCCUUAACUUUGUGCGCCCAAAGGAUAAUUUCUCGAUGUUUCGACCUAAUGGUGACCCAUUGUGAUCACAAGGAGCACCACUACAUAUCAGGACCCACCAAGAAUUUUCGAUUAAUCGAUUUAGUGAAAACAGCUUGCGAUAGGGUUGUCAAUGUCAGGAGGGAAGACCAGGGGAUGAGCGACAGAUUUAUGAUUUGUUUAUGCAACCUCAUCUGGAAGACGAUCUUGCCUUGUCCAAAGGCUUUGGAGAACUUUUUGCGAAUCGGAGGCGUUUUUACAAUUCUGGACGUCAUUGAGAAAAUUCCAAAUCCUUAUCGCAAACCUUGGCUAGGAAUGCUGGUAGAUUUUUGUUACGACAAUGCUGGAAGAAGCGAUUUUGCAAUUUCUGCUCAUGUUCAGGUUUUGGCUUGGAGGGGCAAAAAUGCCAGGAAGGGGAUUUUUGAACUUUUGGCCAAAUUAUACAGGGAUGAAGAAAAUUCAGAAGGAAAACUGUCUGCUGAUCAUCUUAAUUUGAAAAGAUGCGACAUCAAGGACAAAGAAAUUCAAACUGUCACCACCUAUGUGGAACCUUUGAUCGAACGCUGCAAGAUGUCGCCAGGUGAUAUCACACAGAUUGUGGAAUGCGGAGAAAUAGAUGUUUUACCAUUUACUAAUUUACCUUUUAAAAAUUGCAUUCGAGCAAAGGUCCAUGCCAUGUUACGAGUCUUAGACUGUUGCGAUGAUAAAGUCCAUGAAGACAUUGUUAAUAGAUAUGGAGUCGAUGGUGGAAAAUCUAGUUUGGACAUCCAUGAUAAAAUCACCCUGUUGUCUGCCAAAAAUUUCGAAUUGUCCUUCAAAAAGCAACUGAUGAACAUCCCUGAUGGUACAGAACUUUCUCCACAUGGUCUUAAUAUGAUGCAAACUUUGGAAAUGAGACGACACGAAGAAAAGGAGGAAAAAAUGUCCAGGGACAUCAUAGAAAUGUACAGACUCUCCAAGUUACCAAAAGCCCUCGAAGCAUUUGCAACCCUAAAACAUGCCGACAGGACUGCAAAUCGUCUGUCUCUGCUGCAGGAAAAACAGAAGCAAAUCGACUGUUUGAUGGAAUCGAGACCAGUACAAAUUCCUGGUGAAGAUUUUGCUCAGGAUGCACCAGAAACUUUCCAUUUGACGGUUGAUACGAAUAUUGCUGUUACUGCUGUGUACGAUCAGCACAUCAAGAUUAUCCGAGAUGUUUGAAAUUUGCCGGAAUUUACUUAAUAUUUUAUACACAUAUUUAAUAUAAAAUUAUUUUAUAUACUUAAAUAAUUCAUUCCAAAAUUCUGUUUUAAUCCUUUUUUUGUUACAAAUGACAUCAUCUAAAGAAUCCAUCACAACUUUGCACGCAAGUAUAAACAA
This is a messenger RNA of Ctenocephalides felis (cat flea), 1673 nucleotides long. RefSeq lists its product as uncharacterized. NCBI's taxonomy places the organism in Eukaryota, Metazoa, Arthropoda, Insecta, Siphonaptera, Pulicidae. The coding region runs from base 129 to 1514 and encodes 461 amino acids. The transcript has 12 exons. The record is from RefSeq and is a predicted model, not a curated record.